Phaeoacremonium minimum UCRPA7 is the source of this 519-nucleotide messenger RNA. RefSeq lists its product as hypothetical. Bases 1 to 519 code for a protein of 172 amino acids. The transcript is spliced from 4 exons. The record is from RefSeq and is a predicted model, not a curated record. Lineage: Eukaryota; Fungi; Ascomycota; Sordariomycetes; Togniniales; Togniniaceae.
AUGGACGCCGUAUCUGCCUAUGCUUUCGGAACUGCAGCUUGGAUGACAGUCCAGGCGACGCCUCUCCUACUAUGGCCAACCUUCAUUUCCUCUUUGCUCACGCCAGACUACCAGCAUGCUAAUGCUGUGGAGCAGUACUUUGCUCGCUCGUUGGGAUUGUCUCAGCUUGCAGUUGGACUUCUUGUAGUGGUUCUGUCAGGAGCGCUGCCGCUCACCUCUCUCGUUGACACGCCAUCUGACGCGGUGUCGCCAUACGCCAACGCCGUGAUUCUCAUAUCUACCUUGUAUCACGCAUUUGAGGCGUUCUACAGUUAUGCCAGGUUCAACGUCACCGGCCAAGCUGGCUACGUCUUUGGUGCAGUCGGCAGUGGCGUGUUCGCUGCCUUCGGACUCUGGGUGCUCAUGUUCGGUUCCGACAAGGGACAUAUCAGCAGGAGAACCGGCGCGGACAAGCGCACAAGUGGUUUCCCCUUCGGCAAUUCAGAAGCAGAGAAGCGGAAGAAGGCAAAGGGCCUGUAG